Ostrea edulis (European flat oyster) is the source of this 4806-nucleotide messenger RNA. RefSeq names its product coiled-coil domain-containing protein 40-like. Lineage: Eukaryota; Metazoa; Mollusca; Bivalvia; Ostreida; Ostreidae. The record is from RefSeq and is a predicted model, not a curated record. Gene Ontology annotation, molecular function: nucleic acid binding. The transcript has 9 exons. Gene Ontology annotation, biological process: DNA integration. Bases 1 to 4806 code for a protein of 1601 amino acids.
AUGCAGAUUGUUCCAUCAGGGAUGCCGUUGGAACGCAUAGCGGCUGAUAUUCUGGGCGAACUACCAAUUCCGGAAAAUGGCAAUAGAUAUAUUUUAGUGGUCUCAGACUACUUCACUAAGUGGACGGAGGUUUUUCCUAUGCCAAAAAUGGCGGCUAAAACCGUGGCUAAGUUGAUUGUAGAAGAAUUUAUUGUAAGACUUGGAACGCCUAAGAUAAUACAUUCUGACCAAGGCAGACAAUUUGAAUGUGAGCUUUUCCGUGAAGUGUGUAAACUUUUGAACAUUCAGAAAACAGGGACCACGGCCUACCAUCCCCAGUCUGAUGGGAUGGUAGAGAGAUUUAACCGAACCUUAACAUGUAUGCUAAGCGCAUAUGUACAGGAGAAUCAAAAAGAUUGGGACACUCACAAUCCCUAUAUCAUGAUGUCAUAUAGGUCUGCAGAGCAUGAGUCGACAGGUUUCACGCCGAACAUGUUAAUGCUUGGAAGAGAAACAUCUUUGCCAUUAGAUUUGCAGUAUGAGAUGCCAGAGCCUCUUAAAGGUAGGAGUCCAAAUGAAUGGGCUUGGAUUCUUAAAGAAAGGAUAGAGAGAGCCCACAAUUUUGUUCGCAAUUACACAGAUGCUGCCAUGAGUAGACAGAAAAACUAUCAUGAUAUGAAGAUGUCCUGGGAGAAAUUUAAACCAGGUGAUCAAGUUUUUAUUUACUUUCCACAAAAGAAAAUAGGUUGUUCUCCGAAGCUCACUUCGUUUUGGCGUGGGCCUUUCGAAGUCCUUGAAAAGUGGUCAGAAGUGCUCUAUGCUGUUAACUGUGGAAGAAAAGGUGAAAGGCAGAUAAUACAUUGCGAUCGAAUACGAAAAAGAGGGACCAAAUCCUCCGAGGUGAAGAUUCCGAAAAUGCCAAACCUGAAAGUAACUAAAGCCAAAGUAAGAAAUCAAUGUCCAUUGUGUGAUGGAGAAGUGCAGAAUAAUCAUUGGCCUGAACAUUUAAUGAGUUGCACGGGUGGAAAGUUUCCAUGUGGAAAAUUAUUCAAGAAGAAGGAAUAUCUGGUCAGACACGAGAAGUUCCAUGAGAAAGAAUCAACGAAUCACAAUGGUGUGGAGAGCGACGAAGAGUGGGUUAGACAGGAUCUAGGGAAUUUAAUUGUACAGGUAUCCAGUUCAAGUGAAAGUUCCAGUGAUGAAGAAGAUGAGACAUGUGAAGGAAGGCCAGAAGAAAUCAAAAUGCAGAAAUCUCAAUCCGUACCAAAUGAAGAUAAAACUGAUAAUGAGAAAGAGACACGCCAAACAAUACCGGGAAACAGUAGUCCUUUGGAAAAGGGCAUAGUUGUGCGAAAGCGCACUGAACCAGCUCCAAUGUUCGCACCAAAGAGAACCAGUGAACCAUUACAGGAAAGUCUGAAGCAAACUGACGUAGAACCAUUACAGGAAAGUCUGAAGCAAACUGACGUAGAACCAUCACAAGAAAGUCUGAAGCAAACUGACGUAGAACCAUUACAGGAAAGUCUGAAGCAAACUGACGUAGAACCAUCACAAGAAAAACCAUUGCAAGAAAGUCUUAAGCAAACUGACGUAGAACCAUUACAGGAAAGUCUGAAGCAAACUGACGUAGAACUAUUGCAGGAAAGUCUGAAGCAAACUGACAUAGAACCAUUACAGGAAAGUCUGAAGCAAACUGACAUAGAACCUUUACAAGAAAGUCUGAAGCAAACUGACGUAGAACCUUUACAAGAAAGUCUGAAGCAAACUGACGUAGAACCAUUACAAGAAAAUCUGAAGCAAACUGACGUACAACCAUUACAGGAAAAACCAUUGCAAGAAAGUCUUAAGCAAACUGACGUAGAACCAUUACAGGGAAAUCUUAAGCAAACUGACGUAGAACCAUUACAGGAAAGUCUGAAGCAAACUGACGUAGAACUAUUGCAGGAAAGUCUGAAGCAAACUGACAUAGAACCAUUACAGGAAAGUCUGAAGCAAACUGACAUAGAACCUUUACAGGAAAGUCUGAAGCAAACUGACGUAGAACCUUUACAAGAAAGUCUUGAGCAAACUGAUGUAGAACCAUUACAAGAAAGUCUGAAGCAAACUGACGUAGAACCAUUACAGGAAAAUCUGAAGCAAACUGACGUACAACCAUUACAGGAAAGUCUGAAGCAAACUGACGUAGAACCAUUACAGGAAAAUCUGAAGCAAACUGACGUAGAACCAUUACAGGAAAGUCUGAAGCAAACUGACGUACAACCAUUACAGGAAAGUCUGAAGCAAACUGACGUAGAACCAUUACAGGAAAGUCUGAAGCAAACUGACGUAGAACCAUUACAGGAAAGUCUGAAGCAAACUGACGUAGAACCAUUACAAGAAAGUCUGAAGCAAACUGAUAUAGAACCAUUACAGGAAAGUCUGAAGCAAACUGACGUAGAACCAUUACAGGAAAAACCAUUACAGGAAAGUCUGAAGCAAACUGAUAUAGAACCAUUACAGGAAAGUCUGAAGCAAACUGACGUAGAACCAUUACAGGAAAGUCUGAAGCAAACUGACGUAGAACCAUUACAAGAAAGUCUUAAGCAAACUGACGUAGAACCAUUACAGGAAAGUUUGAAGCAAACUGACGUAGAACCUUUACAAGAAAGUCUGAAGCAAACUGACGUAGAACCUUUACAAGAAAGUCUGAAGCAAACUGACGUAGAACCAUUACAAGAAAGUCUGAAGCAAACUGACAUACAAGAAAGUCUGAAGCAAACUGACGUAGAACCAUUACAAGAAAGUCUGAAGCAAACUGAUGUAGAACCAUUACAGGAAAGUCUGAAGCAAACUGAUAUAGAACCAUUACAAGAAAGUCUGAAGCAAACUGACGUAGAACCAUUACAGGAAAGUCUGAAGCAAACUGACGUAGAACCAUUACAAGAAAGUCUUAAGCAAACUGACGUAGAACCUUUACAAGAAAGUCUUAAGCAAACUGACGUAGAACCAUUACAAGAAAGUCUGAAGCAAACUGACAUACAAGAAAGUCUGAAGCAAACUGACGUAGAACCAUUACAAGAAAGUCUGAAGCAAACUGAUGUAGAACCAUUACAGGAAAGUCUGAAGCAAACUGAUAUAGAACCAUUACAGGAAAGUCUGAAGCAAACUGACGUAGAACCAUUACAGGAAAGUCUGAAGCAAACUGACGUAGAACCAUUACAAGAAAGUCUUAAGCAAACUGAUGUAGAACCAUUACAGGAAAGUCUGAAGCAAACUGACUUAGAACCUUUACAAGAAAGUCUGAAGCAAACUGACGUAGAACCUUUACAAGAAAGUCUGAAGCAAACUGACGUAGAACCAUUACAAGAAAGUCUUAAGCAAACUGACGUAGAACCUUUACAAGAAAGUUUGAAGCAAACUGACGUAGAACCUUUACAAGAAAGUCUGAAGCAAACUGACGUAGAACCAUUACAAGAAAGUCUGAAGCAAACUGACGUAGAACCAUUACAAGAAAGUCUGAAGCAAACUGACGUAGAACCAUUACAAGAAAGUCUUAAGCAAACUGAUGUAGAACCAUUACAGGAAAGUCUGAAGCAAACUGACGUAGAACCUUUACAAGAAAGUCUGAAGCAAACUGAUAUAGAACCAUUACAGGAAAGUCUGAAUCAAACUGACGUAGAACCAUUACAGGAAAGUCUGAAGCAAACUGACGUAGAACCAUUACAAGAAAGUCUGAAGCAAACUGAUGUAGAACCAUUACAGGAAAGUCUGAAGCAAACUGACGUAGAACCAUUACAAGAAAGUCUGAAGCAAACUGACGUAGAACCAUUACAAGAAAGUCUGAAGCAAACUGACAUACAAGAAAGUCUGAAGCAAACUGACGUAGAACCAUUACAAGAAAGUCUGAAGCAAACUGAUGUAGAACCAUUACAGGAAAGUCUGAAGCAAACUGAUAUAGAACCAUUACAAGAAAGUCUGAAGCAAACUGACGUAGAACCAUUACAGGAAAGUCUGAAGCAAACUGACGUAGAACCAUUACAAGAAAGUCUUAAGCAAACUGAUGUAGAACCAUUACAGGAAAGUCUGAAGCAAACUGACGUAGAACCUUUAAAAGAAAGUCUGAAGCAAACUGACGUAGAACCAUUACAAGAAAGUCUUAAGCAAACUGACGUAGAACCUUUACAAGAAAGUCUGAAGCAAACUGACGUAGAACCUUUACAAGAAAGUCUGAAGCAAACUGACGUAGAACCUUUACAAGAAAGUUUGAAGCAAACUGACGUAGAACCAUUACAAGAAAGUCUGAAGCAAACUGACGUAGAACCAUUACAAGAAAGUCUUAAGCAAACUGAUGUAGAACCAUUACAGGAAAGUCUGAAGCAAACUGACGUAGAACCUUUACAAGAAAGUCUGAAGCAAACUGAUAUAGAACCAUUACAGGAAAGUCUGAAGCAAACUGACGUAGAACCAUUACAGGAAAGUCUGAAGCAAACUGACGUAGAACCAUUACAAGAAAGUCUGAAGCAAACUGAUGUAGAACCAUUACAGGAAAGUCUGAAGCAAACUGACGUAGAACUAUUACAAGAAAGUCUGAAGCAAACUGACGUAGAACCAUUACAGGAAAGUCUGAAGCAAACUGACGUAGAACUAUUACAAGAAAGUCUGAAGCAAACUGAUGUAGAACCAUUACAAGAAAGUCUGAAGCAAACUGAUGUAGAAGCAUUGCAAGAAUGUCUGAAGCAAACUGAUGUAGAACCAUUACAGGAAAGUCUGAAGCAAACUGAUAUAGAACCAUUACAGGAAAGUCUGAAGCAAACUGACGUUUUCCACUGUAAAUCUACUUGUCUGUAA